This is a messenger RNA of Ylistrum balloti, 1432 nucleotides long. RefSeq lists its product as uncharacterized. The transcript is spliced from 3 exons. Bases 7 to 543 code for a protein of 178 amino acids. The record is from RefSeq and is a predicted model, not a curated record. Lineage: Eukaryota; Metazoa; Mollusca; Bivalvia; Pectinida; Pectinidae.
CCAAACAUGCCAGAAUCCAGAUCCGAGCGCCCCAGGACAAGCCAGAAGGGGCGUCAUAACAAAAUAUACCGCACCCCGGCCACCCCGCCCCCGGAGGAUCUGUUAGAGAAGGAGAAAGGUUUUAUUCUGGACUGUAACGCUACCAGCAGUAUUUCAACAGAUUAUUCUAAGACAAAUCCCAAACUGGGACCUGUCAUUCCACCCUACAACUCUCAAAAGGACCCACACGUCGAACCUUACUUUCAGUUCCAGGGAGUUCAGAAGACGCUCGCUCUCACCAAACAGGACCCCCCUGGUUGUUCGAUAGAAGGACCCGUAGCCGAUGACUUCAAUGACAAAGGAACAGGCUUUCAGUAUUUAUCGUUAAGAAAUCAGUUUGGUGGAGGUCAUUCACGAGAACUGGUGGACGGACAUUCGCAGUUCAUGAAAGGAAUUGAACCAGUAAAUGGAUACAAUGGACCGUACGGAUACCGUCGGAAUACCCCUUGGCUCCGGGCCGAACCUUCACCAUUCGGAACAGCAAGUCGGUCGGCUACUCAUUGAUACAACUACCUUAGACUUUUUUCGUCCAAUGAAAUUAUAUAUUGAUUUCCUGCUCAAACACUGGCCAAUGGAAUUUCACGUUACAUUGAUAGAACAGACUGUGAUAACUAAGUUAUUGUUUUCAUUUGACAGACUCCGAUGAUUUGAUAUGAUUAUGUUAAUUUGUCCGAGUGAUAGAUUUUUAUUUGUAUAAGUGUAGAUGGAAUGUUGACAGUUAUAAUUUUUGCGUCUUUCUUUAAUAUUACAUGCCACGCCCCUUUUCUCCAAAUACAUAACUGGCUGCAUGCCAAUGGUGUAUUAAUAUUCAAUAUGUUGUAUUGAGCAAUGUCCUUCUGUACAUUGAUGAAAGUUUUAAUCACACGGAUUUCUUUUAAGAGAAGAUCAUUUUAGCCAAGUACUUUCGGCUAAAAGUUUUAAUCGUUAAGCGGAAUAAUAUUUAUUGUUUUCAAAAUCUCAUUUCACGUCAGAUGAAGUAAAAAAGACAUUUUUUGUUUUACCUUGGAGGUAAAACGAAUCUAUCGGAUUAAAGUAAUUGUUCAACUUUUUAAAUCAAUGAGAUGUUGGACAAUAGAAAAUACCACUCUAGCGCAUGAGGGCUGCAUGAUGCUCUUUGUGUUUGUCCAAUCUAAGCUGUAAAUAGAUAUUGAAUACUACCGACAAUAACCAAAUGUCUCAAAUAUCAUAUAUUCAGUAUUUAUAUCUAUUCUAAAAGAAAAGAAUGUGGACGAAGUGCUUUAUUUCAUAAUAUAUGAGCAUGUAUUAAUGGUAAUAUAGUUACGUACGUUAACGUAAACUGAAAUGUUUAUGUAAAAAAAUAACAAAAACAAUAAAACAAAAAACAAAACAAAAAAUCGUCAAAUAUCUUGUGUACGUUCAUCUAACGUUUGAA